AUGGUGGUUCUCCCACUGAACCCCUCCACCCCCCGGCUUUCUGCAGCAGAGAAUGGGGAGAACUCGCAGUACAAGUCAUCCGGCUCCAGUGGCGAAGAGGAGCUGAACCCAGGCAAGAAGAAGCUGAGGAGGCAAAGGACUCACUUCACCAGCCAGCAGCUGCAGGAGCUGGAGGCCACCUUCCAGCGCAACCGCUACCCAGACAUGAGCACCAGGGAGGAGAUCGCAGGCUGGACCAACCUGGCGGAACCCAGGAUCAGGGUCUGGUUUAAGAACCGCAGAGCCAAGUGGCGGAAGAAGGAGCGGCACCUGCAGACCGAGCUGUGCAAGGGGGGCUUUGGCCCCCAGCUGAACACUCUGCCCAGGGGCCCGUAUGAAGACCUCUACCCCAGCUACUCCUACAACAGCUGGGCCCCCAAGGGCUUCCAGGCCAGCCCCCUCCCCGGCAAAGGCUUCCAGCUCUUCAGUGCUGUGGAUUUCAAUUCUUUCUCCCCACAAGCCAUGUUCCCGGGGGUGGCAACAGCCUCCAUGCCCAGGGUCCCGGCCCUGGAGAACUUCAACAGCCUGGCCGGCCCCGCCAGGUCUCCCGCCCCCACCUGCGGACCCGAAGCUUCGCCUUACAUGUACAGGGACCCCUGCAACGCAAGCCUGGCAGGGGUGAGACUCCGGGCGAAGCAGCCCCAGCCCCUUGGCCUCGAGGUCCUGCCACGCCCAGCCACGAGCCCCAGCUCCUGCCAGUACACACUGGACAGGCCCAUAUGA
Molecule: messenger RNA, 762 nt
Organism: Mauremys mutica (yellowpond turtle)
Lineage: Eukaryota; Metazoa; Chordata; Testudines; Geoemydidae
Product: pituitary homeobox 2-like
Exons: 2
Coding region: 1-762 (253 amino acids)
Biological process (GO): anatomical structure morphogenesis; regulation of transcription by RNA polymerase II
Cellular component (GO): nucleus
Molecular function (GO): RNA polymerase II cis-regulatory region sequence-specific DNA binding; DNA-binding transcription factor activity, RNA polymerase II-specific
Source: RefSeq, a predicted model, not a curated record